Messenger RNA from Alternaria ethzedia, 597 nucleotides. RefSeq lists its product as uncharacterized. Lineage: Eukaryota; Fungi; Ascomycota; Dothideomycetes; Pleosporales; Pleosporaceae. The transcript has 2 exons. Gene Ontology annotation, biological process: iron-sulfur cluster assembly. Bases 1 to 597 code for a protein of 198 amino acids. The record is from RefSeq and is a predicted model, not a curated record.
AUGGAGCUCGACAAGGACAACGCCAACCCGACCAUCCUGAAUCCCUCGGAUCUGCCCUCCCGCCGCAGCGACGCGACGGCAAAGAGGCGCGAUGACGGCGGGACCGGCCUGUUCGACAACCUGAUACCGCGCUACAACUACCUCAGCGACCCCUUCGACGACAGCGUCUCAGCCGGCGAUUCAGACAGCGACGACGCACGUGAGGACAUUGACGAACAGGAAAUCUACGACCUCAUUUCCACCAUCUGCGACCCUGAACACCCGCUGUCCCUCGGCUCGCUGUCCGUCGUCAACCUGCCAGACAUCCACAUUCUGCCCCCCUCCUCACCGCUCUCGAGCAUCAGCACCGUCGUCGUCGAGAUCACGCCGACCAUCACCCACUGCUCGCUGGCCACCGUCAUCGGCCUGGGCGUGCGCGUCCGUCUCGAACAGGCACUACCUCCGCGCUUCCGCGUCGAUGUCCGCAUCAAGAAGGGCACCCACAGCACCGACGAGCAGGUCAACAAGCAGCUGGGCGACAAGGAGCGCGUCGCCGCUGCCCUCGAGAACGGCACCCUGAUGGGCGUGCUGAAGAAGAUGCUUUCGACUUGCGAGUAG